AUGGCAACAAUGAAGUACGCACAAGUUCCCAUAUUUUCAUAUCAAAAGUUUGAUAGUAAUCACCACUAUCAAACAUUUGAUCGUCAAACCCUCAGCUUCACGUAUCAUCCCAUUGUCCCCAAACCCUCGGUGUCGCUGCCGUUGGAAGACGAGAAGAAAGAGGAGAAAGAGAUAGCUGCUGACACUGAACCGGAAAAGGGGGGCGUUGAACAGACUACCGAGGAGAAUUCUCCCAAGCCUCCAGAAGAAUCACCUUCGCCCGAUGACGAUACCCCGACUCCAAACCCACCGGCGGAAACCAAAGAUGAAGAACCGGCCCCUCAGAAUGAGGAGAAGACCGAAGAUCAAGAGAGUGGAGGAGACGCCAUUGCUAAUGGCGAUUCGACUGAAGCCACCGAUGCACCAGCAGAACCUGUAGAGAAAGAAGGAAGCGAGAAUGAUACACCACCGGAGGCGCCAGCAGACGAGGAUGCUCCAAAAGAAGACACCCCACCAGCUGAAGAUGCUCCGCCCAAAGAGGAUCCACCAGCAGAGGAUGCUCCCUCAACAGAAGAUGCCCCACCAACGGAAGACUCUCUAUCAGCAGAGGAUGUUCCAGCGACAGAGAACGCCUCGCCGGUAGAAGAUGCUGCGCCCACGGAAGCGGAACCUGCAGAGUCCGCUUCAGAAGAAACACCCACUCCAGAACAAACUUCCGAAGAGACGCAGAAAGAAGCGGCUGUCCCGGUAGAAGAGCAACCUGCAGAAGGAAAUCCGCCGGAGGACGCAAAAAGGGAGGAGCCAGCACCUACUGAUGACGCAGCAGAGAAUCCAUCAGCAGAAGAAGCAUCGACGGAAACCCCUCCAGCGGCCUCUCCAGUGGAGGAGGCAGGCCCAGAAGCGGAGGCUACAAAGGCCGAAGAAGAUCAACCCGCCGAGCCUGUCAAGCCUGAAGAGACUCCAGCAGCAGAGCCGACAACGGAGGCGCCGAAGGAUGGAACUACAACCGAUGAGCCACCUGCUGAAGAAGAGACACCUAAGGCAGAGGAACGGGCGGAGACUGAACAGCCAGUUGAAGCAACAGAACCCGAACCUGUUAAUGAGGAAUCAGAAACUGCGGAGCCAGCCAAAAGCGAGCCGACUGGUGACAACUCCAAGAAGAACAAACGGAAAGAGAAGAAGGACAAGAAGAACAAAAAGAAAAACGGUGGUUCCUCUCCUCCAGUCGAGUCUCAGCCAGAGCCAGAACCAGCACCAGAAGCUGCUGUAACACCUAAAGAACCGCCCGUCGAAGAAGCUCCUGCAGUUGAUCUUCUGGUAGAAGAAACGGCCGUCGAAGAGCCACCAAAAUCAGCAGAGGAGUGGGAGAGCUUUGGUGGUUCGAAAAAAUCGAAAAGAAAAAACGCUAAAAAAGGCAAGAGAAAGGAUCAGGUUCAGGCCACCCCAGUCGAGGAGCCGCCUGAAGAAGCGCCGCCAGAACCAGCACCCGCACAAGAACCUGCUGCAGAGUCGCCCGCGGUAGAAGAUACAGGACAAACAGUACCGGAAGAUCCACCGGUCUCGGAGGAACCAGAUACUGAGGAAAAGCCCUCCACGGAAGAGAAGGUCGAAUCAUCUGAACAGGAAGCAUCCUCACCUAAUGAGGUGCCCAAAGACGUUCCUUCAGAAGACCCGGUAGAAGCUGCUCCGACUUCUGAGGCGGUAGUCGAAACCGCGGUUGAAGAAGCCGCUCCUAGCCAGGAAGAAGCUGCAGACAGUCCUACACCUGAAGCUCCUGCCGAGACAUCCGAAGAGACUCCGGCUGAAGAGGCGACCGAGGAAGUCAAAGAAGAAAUUGCAAACUCUACACCGGAAAAUCUCGCAGAGGCACCUACAGAGGAGACUGUCGAGGAAGCCAAGGACGAUGUAUUUUCAGAUGCUUCUGCAGAUGCCCCUCUAGAUGAUACUCCAGCUACUCCAGCCAAGGAGGACUUAGAGGAAAGAGAUCCUGUCGACGACAUACUCGACGACUGGGAACUGGACGACGAAUACGACGAAGAUUCUUCCCCAACUCAUGACGAAAAAGCAAAUGACAAUGAUGAUGACAAGUUCUCUGAAAUUGACUUUUCUGCAGAACAAGAUAGUAUUGAAGCAGAGAAAGAAGCCGAAGCAAGGCAAGCCGAGGAAGACGCCGAAGUAGAUGCGUUUGAGCCGGCCUUACAUGAGGAGGAUCAUAUAGAUGUGCAUGACGACGGCCCGACAGUUGCUGAAGUGGAAGAGUCUGCUGCCGCGGAACCCGAGGCGCCAGAAGCCGCGGCGGAGGUUGAGGAGGUAGUCGAAGCUGAAGAGUCGGUUCCCGCAACGGAAGAGGCUGAACCAGAGGUAGCAGUAGAGCCCGCUGCCGAUGCUCUAGAUCCUGAAGGGGAAUCUACACCCGCUGAAGAAAUCGCGGUUGCUGAAGAAACUGUGACAGACAACCAAUCCGCCGAUGAUUCACUCGCCGAAGAAAACCCAGCGGAAGCAGAAGCUGUAUCUGAAGAACCUGUUGAAGCUCCUACCGAAGCAGAAGCUGCAGAAGAGCCGGCUAUAGAAGAUCCUGUUCCUGAGGAAGCACCAGCCCAAGAGGCAUCAAAGGAAGAGGUCGUCGAGGAACCCACACCAGAGCCUGCUGCAGAAGAGGCCAUUGUUGUGGAUGAACCUAAAGAAGAGCCUGUCGAGGAACCAGCUCCCGCAGAAGAAGCUGUGGACGCUUUGGCAGAGGAGCCAGCUGAAGAGCCAGCCACAGAUUCUGCACCUGAGGAACCAGCAGCGGAAGAGCCUGCUCUCGAGGAAACACCAGCUUCCGAACCAGUGGCCGAAGAACCGGCUGCUGAAGAGUCUCCGGCCGCUGAGCCAGUAAAAGAAAAUCCUACUGCUCCGGAUGCGCCAAAGGAAGAGCCUGCGGUAGAAGUAGUUACAGAAGAACCGCAGGCUGCUGAACCACAACCGGAGCAGGCCCCAGCCGAAGAAGCUCCUGCUGAAGAACAAGCACCAGCAUCAGAGGAAGUGGCUGAGCAAUCUGCCGAAGCCGAAGCUGCUGAAGCUCCACCUGUCAAAGAUGUUCCUGCAGAAAGUCCCCUCGAACCUGCUAGCGAUGAGCCGGUAGCAAGGGAAAUCCCUGUGGAAGAGCCUACAGAGCCUGCAGAGCCCACACCUGAAGCAGAGAUUAUUGACCGGGUACCUCAAGAGGUUGAAACUGUUGAGCGAGUGCCUCAAGAAGUUGUCGAAGCAAGUCCUGGUGAAUCAGCUGUUGUUGAUGAUGACCAACCCGUCGUUGAACGUGGACCUUCUUCUCGCAGAAGACGACGUCACACUUCUGGCUGGAGUCGCGACAGACCUUCAAGAACCUCCAUGGAAGCGAGCAGAGGCCAAUCGGACCGCCCCAGGGAAGCCAACAAACUUCAACUGGAACGUCCGAAGGGCGACAGUGGUUUACUGAAGAAUCGAUGGGCAAUGGCCCUCGAGGAAGCCCGGCGACAACAAGAAGUUAAGCAACGCAAGGAGGCAAAACUCAAGCUUGAACGAGCACAGGAGAAGCAAAGACAAGAAGAAGUAGCUCGACGCGCCAAACUAGAAGCCGAGAAGGAAAACCUGCGGGAAGCCGAACGCCGCAAGAGCAAGGAUAUUAGCAGAAGCAGUGGUCGAACAAGACGGCAGUCAUCCGACCACUCUUCCAGAGACAGCCGACACAAGAGGCGAGAAGCUUCACCGAAGCCGGAGUCCGAACCUAUUGCGCGCAAGGUGAUUGAAUCCUUGACUACGGGUGAAUCAGACACUAAUGGUCCGCUACUCAAGAUCAAUGCCACCAAGGCUGUUGCCGCUGUGCCCCCACUUGAGCCAAAGCAGAUGCAGAGGAGGCGAGACGAGACCGACCGCAUCGCUCUGAACGUCGAAAGGAGGAGCCUGCAGAAGAAAGACGACGACAUCACGACGAGCGUCGAAGAGAUGACCGUGCUACUGAACAUGAGCGCAGUACUCGUCGACCGAAGCCAGAACAGAACUCAAAGUCAGGAUCCGGUUCUGGGUCGGGAUCUCGACUAA
This is a messenger RNA of Talaromyces amestolkiae, 4038 nucleotides long. RefSeq lists its product as uncharacterized. The record is from RefSeq and is a predicted model, not a curated record. NCBI's taxonomy places the organism in Eukaryota, Fungi, Ascomycota, Eurotiomycetes, Eurotiales, Trichocomaceae. The coding region runs from base 1 to 4038 and encodes 1345 amino acids. The transcript is spliced from 4 exons.